Messenger RNA from Mercenaria mercenaria, 11970 nucleotides. RefSeq lists its product as uncharacterized. The coding region runs from base 154 to 2223 and encodes 689 amino acids. The transcript has 5 exons. The record is from RefSeq and is a predicted model, not a curated record. NCBI's taxonomy places the organism in Eukaryota, Metazoa, Mollusca, Bivalvia, Venerida, Veneridae.
UAAAACAAUAUCACUCUACCAUUAAAUACUUUAAUGAAAUGCAAUAUCCUGAGCCGUGACCGAAAUAUUGUUACUUGAUUUAUAUAGGUUAUGGCGGAAAAGUGAAAUAAUAUGUCAUAUUGAAUAUAUUUUAUCAAAAGCUUCAGCCUUACAAUGUGGAACAACGCUGAACAAACAGACCGAGACUCACUGCAUCUGUAUGAACUCUGUUGUGAUGUAGGAAUGUCAGCAGACGAUGUCAAGCUAAGAAACUGGCUCAGUGAUUAUUCCAACUCAUUAUUCAGUCUUGAAGGUAUUGCUAAUUAUGGUUCUGAUGUUGAUUACAUGUUUCAUGCUAUAAACGUCGGUAGUUUUGCAGAGGGUAUUGCCCUAGAACGCCUGGGCUCAGAUAAUAACAUAAUGAUGACAGUGUCGGGAACAAGGGUAGCUCCACAGAGACAAUCUGAAGGUCAAGGUGACAUGCACCUAUUCAAGGUCAUUCAGACGUAUCACCCAUCUUAUGUCAGACUGCAAUGUGUCUUCAUGGGUACAAGUCCUAGUAGAUCAAUAAUGUCAACUCCGAACUGCUGUUUGGCAGACGAACAAGGAAGAAUGAUUUUGGCGGGAAAACUUCUUAUAGAUGCUUACAGUAAUAAUACUACAGGCACUAUAAGUGCUCCUGCAGUUUCAGGCGUUAUGAGAAGUCAAAUCACACCGAUACUGUGUAUUCAUUCGCCAGUUUGGCCACUUGCUGCAAGGGAGUGGGCAUUUCGUGUGAGGAGGUACAUUUGGCCUACUGUAGAAUUGAAGAAGUUUAUUCUCCAGCACGGCUGCCAUGUUGUCCCGAUAGGAAAUUCGCAAAGUCCAAAUAAGCAUAUCGAAUGGCGAUGGUCUUUUUCUUUAGCCGAGAAGCUUCUCGUUCGCACUUUUAAUAUCACGCAACUGCAGUGCUACUUCCUGAUGAAGUUACUUGUUACCUACAUCAUCAACCCAAUGGUUCUUGAAGGAAUAUCAUCGUAUCAUGUGAAAACCAUUAUGCUCCAUAUGGUAGAAAGCACCCACCCAGCUGAGUGGACUAGAGAAAAACUUGCAUCCUGUUUUGUUGGCUGCCUUCAGAAAUUACUGCAAUGCCUAGAGGAUGGCAGUUUGCCUCAUUAUUUCAUUCCGAACCACAAUCUAUUUUUGCCCCGCUUGCAAGGAGAUACGAGAAUCCGACUGGUUUCAUUAGUUACAGGGUUGUUGGAGAAGGGAUGGCAAUGUAUUUUACAGUGCCUUCCACCAAAUCUGAACAUGCUUCUAGCGAGACACAAGAUACAAGUCAGAUGCGACUGCUACGAUACACACUGGGGCACAGAAGGAUGUGAACGAAAUGUUUCUAUGGUUGAGAGAUGUUACACAAUGUUCAAUGUAACAAUACGAGUAGUUCUACGUCUAACAGAGAGACCCGACAUCCAGGGAACGAUUGACGCGAUGACGAUGUUUCUGGAAUACCCAACAAUGCGAGACCCGGUACACUUUCCCGACGUGCCGGCCACUGGAAUCGUCAAGCUGAUGAUUAAAAGCCAUGUUGGUAUAUUAUAUAUGGGGUUAUCAAACACUUACCCGUACAACCGAAAGGGAGGUUCUCAAACCCUUCUUCCAACUGGCCAGAAAUAUCUUGAAGACGCCGCUGGUGUUGACGCUGCCGCUACAAAACUAAAACUAGCCACCUUUCACUAUAUGACCGAGAAUUACGAUGAAAGUAUCAAAAUCAUCAUGCAGCUGCUACGACAAUUUAACGAAUACAUUGUCAACACUACCGGUGACAAAACGAGGAGAAUGAAGUCAUGUAAACGACCACUGGCCCUCCGGAAGCAUCGGUCGGUCACAUCGCUCUUAGGAAAUGCCCCGUCUCUGAUGGAAUGGGCUGCUCUGGAAAUAAUAUUUUGUCCAUGGGAGGUUGCGUACGCUCCUGAAGCGAUCCAGAUGCUGAAAGAGCGGGAACCACUUACAGACGACGAUACGGAUCACAAAGGUUUUGUUUUCGUUGAUGCGGUUGUGUAUGCCUACUUUCUACUGGCAUUGUCCUACAACAGCAUUCACCGACCGGUGCAUAGGCAGCAGGCAAUUGAGAAUUUGCAGCUUCUUGUCAAAAAUGGAGAUAACAGUGACAUUCAUUACCCGGAAGUUGCAAGAUUUCUUCUUCCGUAUGUGAAAGAAAGAAAGCACAAAAACUGCCUUUUGUGUCAUGUGAGAGUGUUCUAGAAUAAAUGGAAGUUUCCUUGUUUGCUGUUGUAUAAGCAACUGUAUUACACUGUAAUUGUGAUUUGAAGUAUUUACUACUUGUGAACAUUUUUAUUACAUAUGGACUUCACAUAUUCCUGUGAAUGAUACUUAAAGUCACAAAAGAACAUAAAACAGAUGGAUACAGUUAAGGAAUUUAUGUCACCAUAAAGUUUGCUGAACAAAAGUUUCACAGUUUUACGAACGAUUACUGCUGUGUAAUUAUUACAGGCAUAAAAUGAAAUCCAUGAUCGCAAAGGUCCAGAAAAUAUAGCAACUCUGGGAAGAAGCCUUUUCGCUUUUAUAACAUUAAAUAUUAAGUACACAUGAGACAGUCAUCAUUACAAAUUCGAUUGACCAAACUAGAGUUAAAUAUAACUUCAUACGAUGACAGAUGGCACAGAAGCCUUGAGAAGAGAAGGAUAGGACACACGACACAUAACUUUUGUUAUCGUGAAAUAAAACAGGAUUAUCUCCAUUUGUAGAUUUUUAACAUUUAAGACGAGAACAUUAAAUUAACUAAAGGUUAUAUGACUUGGUAAAAAAUAGAUGACAGUAAGAUAAUAAGAAGAAUUUGAAAACAGUAGCACAUGAACUUUUAGUCUUAAGUUUUCGCACUUUGGUCAUUUAAGAAAUUUGCUGUCCUGAAUGAUAUUCGCUGUUAACUUUGAUCCAACUACAUAAAGCGAAGAUAAGAAGUUCUGUGCCUAUGAAACAUAACCUUUUAUUGAUUAAAUAUAAUUUCGUCUCAUAUUUUAUUUUUUAUUUUCAUUUAACACAAUAACUUUGUCUCCACCUAUGUAGAAAAGCGAAGCGCGCGAGAAAUAUUUCUAUCUUGGAUAAUGGUAUAAUUAUCUCCCUUUCUGCACUUGAUAGCUUAUUUUUUUGUCCAGACAAUAACUUUCAAGCCACUGAAGAGAAACUGCACAUACGUCACUUGAAUGAAACAGUGAGUAUUCUUUUAAGGAUACAAUGAGCAUUAUUUUAAAGGAUACAGUGAGUAUUACUUACUUUUUUACAACAUUUUUUUUUCAAACGGGGGAUCACCUGAAAACCACUCAUUUCAUAAACAAAUGAAUUUAUUACACACAGUCGAUAUCAUGCGUGGGUGCCAAUACGGAUGGAAGUAAAUAAUUUCACAUGUUUUCAUGUUUAUUUUUUUUUUUUGUUGAUCGUCUGCUGCUUCAUAAUUCAUUGUUCGUUCUUUUUAUGAAAAUGCAUAAAACACUACACUGUUUAUUGUCCCGUAAGAUUUAUGUUAAUUAUUUACUUAAUUUAUUGUGGUGAACAGAAACAAUAAAAAGAAUAUUUGCCCUGUGUUUUGAAUUUAUUAAAUUUUAAUUGUGAAGUAAAUGUUCCAUGUGCAGGUACGAUUUCAGAUUGAUGUUGUAAAGUAAUAGAUAAUGCAUUUCAAUUAUUGUAUCAUGGUUCAGUUAUUUUCUUUGCAUGAUUUCUAUUAACUUAGAUGUUUUUAUCUCGGCUGUAUAUGGUGCAUAUUGAUAUUACAAUUAUAGCUAUUUUUCUUGCAUAUGCAGUGUAAUUUUCUAUAUUAAAAUUCUGUAUGAAUCGCAUAUACUAGAGAUAUUCAAGAUCAUUAAAAAUCAAAACUUUACAAAUAAGUGAAUAAUCUUAAACCAAUAGAAAAUAAACUGAUACAAGAUGCUGAUGUAUAUUUCAUUUAUCCUUUGGCUGUUAGAAUCAAUAUUAAAAAUUUACUAACAAAAUAAUAUGGUACACAAUAAGAGACGAGCAAACAUGAUGUAAACAUUACUAUUGUACUUCAAGUUGCGGUACAUCAUUAUAUCUGAGAGAUUUUAUUUUUUUUCUGGUCCUUUUGGACAAUAUUCUUGUAUAAAAGAAUUCCGGGGAAAAACGGUGCCAGUAGGCGUGGCAUGAGGGUAUUGCGUAUUUCAUUACCUUUCAUGAACAUGGAUGCGUUCUGUUCUUCCAAGGGAUUUUCUUAUAGAUUUUGUUUCAACAAUAGGUCUUUUCUAGGCAAUUAAUAUAUGUGUAUAUUUCAUUUCUAAAACAGUCAUUUCAGUAGGGUUACUGCCUUCCUUCUAAACCCACCAUUUCAGUUGGAUCACUGCCUUCCUGAGUUACCACUGAUGGUUUGAUCAUGCCAUCCAAAUAAAUCUUCAGCUUUUUAAAAAACUUCUUUUUUACCAAAACAAUACGAACGAAUCGCUUUAAGAGCCGUUCUACAUCACACCAGACUAUUUGGUAAGUAUAUACUAAAUUAAAACUUUUUUCAGUGUUUCUUGUGUUUCUUUUUAUCAUGGACUCCAUUCAGUGUUACUGUGGUGCCUACGUGACCGAGUGGUUACGGUCUUGGACGAAGAAUCACUUGUCCGUCACCUAUUUGGAAUCAAAGUUGAAUUCUUUAUGUGAGGAAGCUAUCCAGAUGGCUAAAGGAAGGUGGUUCUACCCAUUUGCCUGCCCGUGCUUUGGAACAAUGCAAAAAGGGACAACAGUUACUGACGUCUGCCUCUGCCAUCAAAUGCGGGAAAAGUCGCGAUAUGAACUUAGUUGUGGUGUGACUCUAAACCUAAAAAAAAAGAAACAAACAUAUCAGAGUUCCACUUAAGCAAGUGCUAUGCUAUGCGAGGGGUAUUUCGCAUUUUAUUACUUCUCAUGAACAGACACGGUCGAGCCGAAUCUGCUAUUAUUUUCCGUUAUUGCAUUGUAUGCUUUAAUCCUUUACCCUACUAAAUUUCUAAAAUGGAUUAGUCCAUCAUUCAUUUUGGGGAUUACCACUUAUUAUUUGAAGGGAUGUUCAGUGAAAUUUUACUGACUGAAUAGCGAACAGUGCAGACCAUGAUCAGCCUGCACGGAUGUACGCUGAUUUUGGUCUACACUGGUCGCAUAGGCAGAACCACUUGCCAACAGCAGGCUAAAGAUUAAAGGGAUCGUUUCUUAUAUUUUAUUUAGAUUAUUGUCUGAAUAUUAUAUCUUAGAACAAAGAACAAAUUAAUGCUACAAAAUAUCAUAAGGUUCAGUGAACCAUUUAAUUAAUUAGAAUGGAGAUUGUCUGCGUUUAUAAUAUUAGAUAAGGUUGAAUUACAACGAAGCAAACGGAAAAAGUGCCAUAUUAUCACAUACGAAAUGUUUUAUAUCUACAAUACUUAAAACCGGUUUUGUUUAUACUUCUAUGGUCUCCUUAUCUUUGUGUUAGAAAAUCUAAACGGAAAUCUAUAUUAGUCUCUAAAGACAGUGAUUUUUAUAAUAUUUAUGAUUCUGAAUGUGCACAGCAGACUGUUAAAGCAAUUAUUACAAUAGCAAUAAAUAUUAUACCAGAAAGAUAAAUGCGUUAUGGAUUACUAAAAUAAUGAAACGCGUAUGAAUGAGACCAUUAUAUAUGUGCAAUAUCGUUGCAAAAUGAAACAAAAGUGCACCUUUCGCUAAAUAGCUAUAAUUAAAAUUAUAACUCAUUUGAUAUCAAUCAAAGAUGACAGGUUUUAACGUCAGCCAUCCACUUAUGACAUCCGAUUGGUUGACCAUGCCUUGUAGUAAAACCGCAGAAUGUGCGCUAUUUGAUCACUGACCAUCCCGACCUUGAACAUGGAGAAAACUACUAUAACUUCAAAGAGUAAAUGUCUAUUACUAAUAACUAUAGGGGGUUUAAGUUUUGUACAUUUUAGCAGCACUCAGAUUAGUAUUCCGGCAUCCGUAAUUAUGUUUAAAAAAAACACGCUUAGAUUCAUUUUACUAUAAUUCUGUCAAAAUUAUCACGUACAACGUGACUAAGAAUGUAAAUUUUGUAAUUUUGUCUUUCUAGAAAAAUUGAGACAAUGUCUUAGUCACAUAGGUAAAAUUAUCAAUAACCAAUAUGUUCAUUCGGCUCUGCAUUUUGACAGGCUGCAUAGUAUUUCAAUUAAUUUGUUUUGUUACCGUAGAGAAUAUAUUAUGCACAGGGAAAUAAUUUUAUAAUAAGCUAAGAACUUCAAACACAAUCCUUCAUGUUGUUAUUUGUAAUAAUAUAUAACCUAUCUUAAUACCUAUAAAAACCGUGACCUGUCUGCAAUCUCUUAUACUAAUUUUAGAUUUUAUUAUUCAAAGUUUCUUGCAUGUGUUUCGUUAACAGGGAAUGGAUAAUGAAAUUACAUUAUCAUUAUUUGUCAUACAAUCGAAGUUUUCUAUGCUUUAAUAUAUUAAAAUCAUAUGUGCAUUAAAGUGUAUUAAACUCACCAGACAUUCCAUCGCUCUUCUUUAUCAGGGGUGUAAUUGAAUUCAGUUUUACUAAUUUUGAAGUUAAUAUUAUGUGGUGUGAGGAUUAAAACUAUCGUAAAUGGGACUUCUAUGUAAAUUGCCCAUAAUCCAAAACCAAAAAUGGCACAUUCCGACUGGAUAUAAAAUUAAUUAUUAAUUUGGACGUCAUCGUUCAUCAUUCAAAACAAAUUUAGAAACAGGUUAGUGUGUCACUGAAAAAUGGUCAAUACCUAAUUAUUUAUAAAAGUAAUAUGAGAACGAAAAGUGCACACAGGGAAGUGUCAAAGCGACCGUUAUGUCACUCUAACAUGUAACUCUUUCAUUUUGUUUUUUUCUGUGAUUGUUUGAUGCAAAGAAACUGUGUGAUGCUCUUAUCGAUUGAUUAUUUAUGAUCAAGUUGUCUUUGGUAUCUGCUGCAUCUGUAAUGAAGAUUUGCAACUUGUAUCUCUAUAUAAUGCUUACUUUUCUUAUCUAUUCAAAUACUUAUACGCGUUUUUUGUGUUUUACCGCAAAAUUCCUAAACACAUUAUUGCAGAAAAGUUUAAAAUGAUUGUCACGAAGUUCAACUAACGCCCCCAUACUGAAAUAUUUGAUAUUAUGACAACAUAAGAUUGUUUUCCGCGCACAUCCAUUUUUUCCUCUGGCACGUGUGUGUGGGAUGAGGGCACUUUAGUCUUGUCCGUACGUCUGUGCAUCCGUCCUCCUAAAAGCCUGUUCGUCCGUCCAUCCAUCCGAAUUUCUGUCGUGCAUAUCUCAAACGUAUUUGACAUAGUGUUAUCACAUCUCAUAGGACAGUUGUUUAGCAUGUAAUGUUGUGUACCUGGCAUUUUGUUUGGGAUUUCACUCAGCCAGUCCAGAUUUAUGGCCCUUGACUUAAUAAAACUAUGCAUAAAAAUCUUAAAAGAUUAACAUAGUGUCAUCAAAACAUGCAGGAAUAUUAUCCAGCAUGUGAAGUUGUGCACCCUGGAUUCCGCUCCUCAAGAUCAAAGUUAAUAUGUAUUAAUGGCCAUACAGUUUGUGUCAUAUGUAUCUCAAAAAGGAUUUGACCUAGAGUCAGUAACCUUAUAGGUGUAUCAUUAGUCUGUGAAUCUUUGUUUUGUUGUGGUAGUAAGGGUCCUUGACAUUGUCAAAAUAUGCUUAAAGGGCCUAAAAGUUAAAGUCAAAUGUCUCUAAAAAUUUUUUAAUCUAAAAUCAGAAAAUUAGCGAAUUGUUAUAUAGCUGUGAAAUUGUGCACGUAAUGUUCUGUUUGAUAUUUCAUUCUGUCUGAGCAAUGUUAUGGUCCUUGGCUCAGACAAUAUGCAUAUAAUGCCUUAAGCUUUGUCGCAUAUAUCUAAAAAGUAUUUGAAUUAGGGUCAUGUAAUCUUAGGAAUAUUAUUCAGCAUGUGAUGUUGUGCAGCUGGGAAUUUUUGGGGAAAUUCAGUUUAAGACAAGAGUUAUGGCCUAUGACCUAGUCAAAAAUAUGCAUUAAGGACUAAAAAGUUUCUGUCCCAUGUAUAGUUUAAGUAAUUUGACCUGGUAUUAAGAAACUUUGUAAGGAAUGUUGUGCAGCAUGUGAAUUUGUGCACUUGGCAUUUUAUUUGAGACUAAUUCCAAACUAACACUCCGCCAAAAAUAUAAGUAUUUCAGCUUCUUUUAUUUCAUGUUUUUGAUGACGUUUUACAGUAUCCAUACCCUACCCCACUGAUGACUUAUACACCACACAUGCAAAUAUUAUACACUAUGUAAAUAAAAGUGUACUUAGUCUUGCAAUGUAAACAAAUAACAAUUAUCGAGUUUAAAUAUCUUUUAAUAUCUCACUUUACUUUCUGACAGAAAGUUCUGAGAACAUGUUCGAAAUAUCUAUCGUGACCCUGUGUCAAAAAUGCACUCCUUCACUGCACGCAGUUAUUCCUGCGUGACGCUAUGUUAACUUAACUAUUGUCACUGUAUUAAUACUUUUAUUAUAGUUAUCAGGUUAUUUUGUCUCUUUCGUCAUAAGGCAUGAAAAGCAUCAUGUGUCGCCUUGGGGACUUUCUAAAAUUCAAGCACAAAUUCUCAAAAAUUCUCACAUUUGAUGGCAGGGAUAGCCAAAUAUGGGAAUAUCAGUUACAAUAGAGUAAGCACAGGUUAACUUCAAGUUAACGACUUCUAACGUAGAGUUUGAAAAGCGUGUGAACAUACCGUGCGACGCGACGUUGAUUUUUAAAACAAAUAGCGUAACACUGGGAGGGUCACGGAGUGUUGUUCCGGCUUUCAUUGAUUGUGCUUAGUGGAUGUUCAUCGAAAGGAUGGUAAGAAAGUGUUACGUUGUACUAUUUUUAGAAAUUUUUGUAAUUGGGGAGAUAUUGCAUGAACUCUCUGACAUCGAUUGAUACGUAUAUAAAGUAGAUUAUGGUUGGGAAGAAACAAUAAAUAUUUUUGUCGAUUUGAAUGAACAUUGUAAAUAUUUAAGAAACUAUGAAAAAGUUUUUAAUAUCAAAAGUAUUUAAGAAAAUUAACUGCGGGUACAGAUAUCGUCAAAUAGUUGGUAUAAUUCUUGCCGCCAUUUUAACAAUGUCAGAAGCAAAACCUGUGCGGAGAUCUACAUCCAAACAGAAUGCACCAUGCUUUGUACUUGAAUUAGAGGGGAAUCAUGUACGUCAAGCCAAAGCAGACACAAUGAAGGAUUUAAUUGCUCGCACGGAUGGUGUUAACCAAGCUGCACAAAAGAUAAAAGAUUAUAUAACAAAAACAUUUUUAGUAUCAGUUUUGCCAACGGGCAAUUUCUUACCGAAGGAAGAAUUUACAGUAACAGAAGAAAAGAAAACAUUUUCUUCGAAAAACUUUGCAUCUGUAUUAAAGGACCAUUACAGACUGUUAUCUAAGCUUGUAAACUACACAGAAUAUGCUAGAACAAACAAUCAAAUAGGAAUAGGGAAGAAACCGGGAUCCAAAAAACUCAAAGACAAGUUACUCAACAUUGAAGACCAGUUAUAUCAGAUUAUGUGUGAUAUAAAAAUAGCUCUUAUUGGACAAAAAGAGGACGCAAAGAUAGCGUCUGCAAAUCACCAAGUGUCGUCUGCUUUCAAAUCAGCGGCAAAACCAUUUAACAACGAAACAAGAAGGACAUAUGUUCUAAUGAAUGACUACCAAGAUACAAUGGAGUUUUUAAAACAAAUGUAUACCGUCAUGUAGUAUACGUAAGAGUAGCUUUAAAACUGAGAAACCCACUUCAUGACGUAAAAUGUAAAUGUUCUGCUAAAACGUGUUUUUUUUUAAAUAUCAUUUUGACAGAUUUUACGUUUUAUGCGUGAGGACCAGAAACACAGAAACGUGCUAAGAUAGUAGGCUUCUGAACGUGCUGAGUCCGUCAUUUUUAUUGAUGCAUGUGAAAACGUUAUUUGUUGUCGCCCAGCUCACGCAUUUGAAUUACAGAUGUAACAUUUGUCACAGCGAGGGCGUUUGCAUCAUGAUUUGAAUGACUAAUGUUUUAAAUUUACAAAGACUGUGAUUUAUUUGUGCAAUAUUAUUUAAAUCUAUCUAUUUAAUUCUUAUUUAACUAAUAUUGAAUUUAUCAAAAUCCUCAUUAUAUACUUGUUACCGUCCAACAGUAAUUUUAUUGAUCAUGAUUGUGUUAUCAUUUAUUCUAUUAUUCUUUGUAUCACACAUCAUAAUGUAGUCAUAGUUAUCAUCCAUCAGUUGACUCACACAUCGAAUGACACUGACAUGCUUAUUAGAAGAUAUUGUAGUCGUGACUAAUCAAUGAAUCCCAAUUAUCAAUUGUGAUACAUGAGUGACAUACAUUAACUGUACUAAUAAUUUAUUAUUCAGAUGUGCAAGAUAUCCAUUCAAAUGUGAAUUUACGACAUUGUAGUAAUUUUAGCAAUUGUCAAACUUUUCAUAUAACGUUAUGGCUUUAUGAUGUUAAUUUACAAUUGCAAACAUGUUUAUCACUGUAACGUCGGAAAUUGGGAUACAAUUGUGUAAUUGUAAUAGGUCAGUGCCCAAAUUAACUGAAAAUUAUGUAAGUAAAUGCUCAUUUAAAAUGUAUUUUCCAGCACAGAAUUUGACAUACAAUGUUUGGACACUUGAUAUCAAAAGACCUUUGGAGUCUUCUGUAAUAAUAUUGCUGAAAAAUAAUUAAUUAUUAUAAUUAGUGAAUGUAUACGAUGACCUAGUGAAUAGUUCGCUGCCAGGAAUAUUACAAUAUGUUUUUAAAUGCUACAGUUUUUUGUAAGCAUAUCAUUGUGUGUACUUCCUGUAUUAGAGAAUUGAAGGUUAGGUGUAGGCUGGUUGGUGAUUCAUGAUGACAAAUUUCUUUAGUGACAUAUGUUCCAAAUUCAUCAUUUCGUUACCAAGAUCCAUGUUUCCUUGUUCCCCUUAUGUUCACUUUUAAACAAUUUCCUUUCAUGUGAUAGUAUAAUGUAUGGUUGUAAAUUCGCUUUUAAAAUAGGAUUUCUGUCUCUAAUUGGUUCUUUUUAACAGACAUGCUUAAGUUUGUAACGAAGGAGGAAAUCAAUAUUUUAAAGUGCAACAUCUAUUUUGCUUUACAUGCUGUUUUGUUGUCAAUUUAUUUACCUUCCUCACGAUUUCAAAAACUGUACUGUACACGAAUAAAAAUAAUAAUUUUGAUACUUGAUCAAAUUGAUGAAGAGAAAAUAUGUUUAAAUUAUUUAAAUCUUAUCACAUUUACAGCAAUUAAUUAUAUUUUUGUUUUAAAAGAUUAACGCUGGGAGGUUGUAAAUAUGUCGACGCUUUGCAGAUUUGAACGAUAUUUGAUAUACAUUUAUGUAAAUUAGCUGGAAAAUCUGUUUAAAUGUGACUAAUUUAUGUACCUCUCCUCUUGAAGUUGUUUAAAGAAUAAAUGUAUCAGUUUUCAAAUGAGUCUAUAUUAUCAUAAUUGCAUGUCUAAUCGAUUUAAGGAAUGCAUCUGUUUGUUUACUUUUGUGAAGUAUUAAUAUUCAAGAGUAUGUCUUCUUUAUCAUAUCCAUCAUUGCGCCUAUUUAUUUUCUCAUCUUUUGAUAAUUAACAUAAUUCAUUUCACAUGACAAAUGGUGCAUUACUAUCACAGAAUUUGCCUAUUUAUUUGUCAUACUAGUAUGUUUAAUUCUAAACACACAAUAUGUUGUCUGCACACAUUUAGUCAUAUAGAAUUUACCUAUUUAUUUAUAAUGUUUUCAUUAUUUACAUUUUGAUUUAAAUUGUAAAUAAUACAUUGUUUGCAUGUAAAGAUAGUUGUAUACAGAACUCGCCUAUUUAUUUCUCAUACUUGCAAUACAUAUAUUUUCAUCAUUGAUUUUAAAUGCAUAAUAGGCUGUCUACACAAUAUAAUAGUACUUUACUACCAAAGAAUUAGGCUGUCUCAUCUAUUCAUUAUUGUCAGUAAUUAUUUCAAAUAGAGUGCAUAUCAGUGGCAUGUUGUUAAAGUUGCCUGUACAUGAAAAUGUACACGAAUCAAUACAGUUAAAAUUACUCUUGUAAUUGUUAUAGAUACGGUUGUCUUCUUAUAGAUUUGAUUAAGAUGUAACAGAGGAUAAAAUAAUAAAAAAUGAUACAAAGGUU